Messenger RNA from Bipolaris maydis ATCC 48331, 259 nucleotides. The record is from RefSeq and is a predicted model, not a curated record. Lineage: Eukaryota; Fungi; Ascomycota; Dothideomycetes; Pleosporales; Pleosporaceae.
GAGUUUGAGGACGUGAAUUGAUGUUCUGCAUAGCGUGGGCGUUUUUGGAGAUGACAUGUGUUUUCACUUCUUGGGCGGAUACACUGGCGGGUGCCUUGGGCUAUCAUCUAUUCAUAAUUUCAUGUACAGGAUGGGUUUUGUUUGGAGAAAUACAAUGCUAUGCUGGACGAGGCAUUUGCAAGGCGUAGAAUGGUUUUGUGUAGUUUAGAUUAUAUGUACAAAAACCAACAGUGUGCUUCUUUGAAAAGCUCCGUUGCAA